AUGAAACAUAAUACUUACAAUAAUAUUAUGCUGCUGUUCGUUUUUCUUCUAUUCAUUUGCAAAUUUGAGUAUUGUUACUCAAACAAUAAUGGUAGCUGCAUUGAAGUGGAACGAGUUGCUCUUCUCAGGUUCAAGGAGAGCCUAAUCGACAGAUCAAAUCGUCUCUCCUCAUGGGCGGGUCUUGACUGUUGUGCAUGGGAAGGAGUUUCUUGUGGCUCUGUAAUUGGUCAUGUUUGGAAGCUUGACUUACAUAACCCAUACAAUGAUGAUGAUGAUAAGUAUAGCAAGAACUGCUUGCGAGGUGAGAUAAGUGAUUCUCUAAUCAACUUGACAUAUUUGAAUUACCUCGAUUUAAGCUUGAACAAUUUUGCUGAGAUUCAAAUUCCCAAAUUCUUGGGAUCUUUCAAAAACUUGAGGUAUCUUAACCUCUCAGGCUCACGUUUUGUGGGAAAGAUUCCCCCUCAUCUUGGGAAUCUUUCGAAGCUAGAGUAUCUCCACCUUGGAUGGUUACUUAAUGCUCACUGGUAUUCUGUAAAUAAUGAUUUGGAGACAAAUAACUUGGAUUGGUUGGCCAGCCUUUCUUCCCUAAAAGUCCUUGACAUGUCUUUCAUUUCCAUUCAACAACGAAGUGAAAAUUUGUUUGGCACAAUCAAUAAACUUGUAUCUCUCUCUUCUUUAAACUUGCAUGAGUGUCAGCUUAAGAUUACCAAUCCUCCUUCACUUGUUAAUUCCACUUCUCUCAUCUCCCUGGAUCUCGGUGAGAAUACAUGUGAUGCCAUGACCCUUCUAUGGUUAUCUAAUCUCACAAGACUUGAGAAUCUCAAUCUACCUUAUAAUGGCAAUUCAGCUUACCACUUCAAAUCUUCACUGUUAAUUCCAUUUUGUAAGCUCCUCAAUAUGGUUUCCAUGGAUCUCAGUUUUAAUUCUUUUCGAGGUCUGAUUCCCCAUUGUCUCGGAAAUUUGACUUCUAUAACCUCUCUUAACUUAGAACACAAUAGGUUUGAAGGUUCAAUUCCAAAUAGCAUAAGUCGUCUUUGUAGAUUGCAAACUCUAGAUUUAUCUGGUAAUGACCUAAGCGGGUCGUUGACGGAUUCCUUAGGAGCUCCAUCUGAGUGUCUUUCAUAUAGUUUGCAAAUGUUAUCCUUAGAUGACAACCAUUUUACUGGUCAACUACCAAACCAGUUAUACAUGUAUAAAAAUUUAAAAAGCCUUUCUCUCAAUUCAAAUUCCCUCUCUGGUCCCAUAGGAGAUUCACUUGGAAAUUUGUCAAUGUUGUCUGUGCUAUAUAUUUCUAACAACAAGUUCAGUGGUAGCAUUCCCACAAGCCUUGGACAACUUUCAAACCUCCACACUUUAUAUAUAUCCAAUAAUUCCUUCCAGGGCAUUCUCUCUAAAUUACAUUUUUCAGAACUUACCAACCUCAGAGAGUUAAAAAUAUCUAGAAAUUCAUUAUUUCUUGAUGUAAGCUCCAACUGGGUUCCUCCUUUUCAAUUGGAAUACAUUUCAAUGGAUUCAAUCAAAGUUGGCCCUCGCUUUCCACAAUGGCUCCGUACCCAAAUAAAAGUUCAAUCCAUAAUAAUGCCCAAUGCAAGCAUCUCAGAUGCUAUCCCUGAUUGGUUUGGAAAUUUAACCUGGACUUGCAAUAGAAUUGAUCUCUCUAAUAAUAAUAUUAGAGGAGAACUCCCCAUGAGUGUUGCUGAAGGUUACAUGAAUGAAUUGAGCAGCAUAUAUCUUUCAGACAAUCAUUUGACUGGUGAAAUUCCAAAGUGGUUGUGCAAUUUAAAACAUUUAGAGAUCCUUGAUAUUUCUUCAAAUAAGUUGUCUGGAGAAAUACCUUCGUGCUUUGGAAAACUACAAGUGUUGACCUAUUUAGAUUUGGGGAAUAACCAUUUAUUUGGUCACAUUCCAGAUUCAUUAGGAUCUCUAAGUUGCCUCCUCUCUCUGCAUUUGCAGAACAACAAACUUGAAGGGGGAAUCCCUUCAAGCUUGCAAAAUUUAGGAAUCUUGAUCACCUUGGAUUUAAGUGAAAAUGGAUUAAUGGAUGUUAUUCCUCCUUGGAUCGGAGAAAACCUAGCAAGUCUGAGGUUUCUUAAUAUUCAGAAAAAUAAAUUUUUUGGAGAUAUUCCAUUUCAAUUGUGUUAUCUGAAAGAUCUUCAGUUGUUGAACUUGGCAAAUAACAAUAUAUCUGGGCCUAUCCCUUGGUGUUUCAACAACUUCACUGCCAUGGUUAACUAUGGUUAUGGUAACUUUAUAUUCCUUGUUGAUCCCUUUGGUAGAGUUUAUGAGGAAAACAUUUAUGAGGAUAUAAAAGGAUUGGAAUUGGAGUAUACCAGAAACCUUGAAUUUCUUAAAUCCAUUGACCUUUCAGGGAAUCAUAUAACUGGAGAGAUUCCAUUAGAAGUGAUGAGUUUGCAAGCAUUGAAUAAUCUAAAUCUUUCUAGAAAUAAUCUGAGUGGGACUAUCCCUCAGACAAUUGGCAAUCUGAGCAAAAUUGAAUCUCUUGAUUUGUCAAUGAAUGCGUUCUCCGGUCCCAUUCCUCAAAGCUUAUCAUCUUUGAAUUUUUUGAGCUAUCUGAAUCUGUCAUUUAACAAGUUAAAUGGAAGAAUACCAACGGGGCAUCAACUCCAAACCCUCGAUGAUCUAUCCAUUUACAUUGGGAACGAAGGGCUUUGUGGUGUCCCACUUUUGAAGAGUUGCCCUGGUGAUGAUAAACCGUCAUUUGUUAAGCAGCCUAUAGAAACUAAAUUAACCAAUGAUGAUCAUGAGUUUUUGAUGUGGUUCUACGCUGGUUUGGGACCUGGUUUCUUUGUUGGAUUCAUUGGAGUAUUAUGUACUCUAUUGUUCAAGACAUCUUGGCGCUAUGCAUAUUUCAAAUGUCUGGAGAUCACUUUCAACAAAGUGUUAUGUGGCAUUUCAAUUAAACGGAACAGGCGUUGAUGGCAUUGAGGUUUCCUUUGUGAUAAACGAACUUGUUGCUUAUGUGUGUACUUCUGGCAAUAAUAUAUGUUGCAGUAGCAAUAUGAUCGAUGCUUUAGUAUGUAUUUUGUAAUAAUUUGUUUGCCACACAUUGGAUUCUCAAUCUGUUCUCAACAGAUUU
Molecule: messenger RNA, 3097 nt
Organism: Ipomoea triloba (trilobed morning glory)
Lineage: Eukaryota; Viridiplantae; Streptophyta; Magnoliopsida; Solanales; Convolvulaceae
Product: receptor-like protein EIX2
Exons: 2
Coding region: 1-2937 (978 amino acids)
Molecular function (GO): receptor serine/threonine kinase binding
Source: RefSeq, a predicted model, not a curated record